CGGUGACAGCCGGCGCGCUUGAGCACUCUGCGGGCGCGCGCGCGCGUGCCCGCGAGGGAGGUGGUAGCAGCGGCGGCGGAGGCCGGGUGAUGUGCCCGAGCCCUCGCCUCACGGUCCGGACCCGGCAGAUCCCUCACGGGAGUUCUUGUACAGGCUGGCGGAGCAUGGUGGCAAUAGCAGGGCUGGUGGCAGCUGGGAAGUGAGGCGGAGCCAUCGGCCCAGGAGCAGGCCCCCCCCGGACAUGGAGUAUGAAAGACGAGGUGGCCGUGGAGACAGGACUGGCCGCUAUGGCGCCACUGACCGCGGUCUCCAGGACGAUGGGCUGGACAGCCGGAGUCAAAGAGACCAUGAUUACCGGGACAUGGAUUACCGGUCCUAUCCCCGGGACUUUGGCAGCCAGGAGCCCCGCCAUGAUUAUGAUGACUCAUCUGAAGAGCAGAGCGCAGAGGAUUCCUACGAGGCUUCCUCGGGUUCUGAGACUCAGCAGCGUAAGCGGGACAGUCCUACUGAGCCCCUGGGCUUCCCUGGAGAUGGGGACUACCGAGACCAGGACUAUCGGACCGAGCAAGGGGAGGAAGAGGAGGAGGAGAAGGCCAGUCACAUCAUCAUGCUGAGGAUGCUGCCCCAGGCAGCUGCAGAAAACGACAUCCGAGCACAACUGCAGUCCCACGGGAUCCAGGCUCGGGAGGUGCGUCUAAUGCGGAACAAGUCAUCAGGUCAGAGCCGGGGCUUCGCCUUCGUCGAGUUUAGUCACUUGCAGGACGCUGCACGAUGGAUGGAAGCCAAUCAGCACUCCCUCAGCAUCCUGGGCCAGAAGGUCUCCAUGCACUACAGCGACCCCAAACCCAAAAUUAAUGAGGAUUGGCUUUGCAAUAAGUGUGGAGUCCAGAACUUCAAACGGCGAGAGAAAUGCUUCAAGUGUGGUGUGCCCAAGUCAGAAGCAGAGCAGAAGAUGCCACUGGGCUCACGGCUGGACCAGCAGCUGAUGCCUCUGGGUGGCCGGGAGCUGAGCCAGGGCCUGCUUCCCCUCCCUCAGCCUUACCCAGCUCAGGGGCUCCUGCCCCCCCAGGCCCUAUCCCAAGGCUCUGAGCCCACUUCAGAGAACGCCAAUGACACCAUCAUCCUGCGCAACCUGAACCCCCACAGCACCAUGGACUCCAUCCUGGGAGCCCUGGCUCCCUAUGCCGUCUUGUCUUCAUCCAACGUCCGCGUCAUCAAGGACAAACAGACCCAGCUAAACCGAGGCUUUGCCUUCAUUCAGCUCUCCACCAUCGUGGAGGCCGCUCAGUUGCUGCAGAUCCUUCAGGCUCUCCACCCUCCCCUCACCAUCGAUGGCAAGACCAUUAAUGUGGAGUUUGCCAAGGGUUCCAAGAGGGACAUGGCCUCUAAUGAUGGCAACCGCAUCAAUGCUGCUUCUGUGGCCAGUACGGCAAUCGCCGCCGCCCAGUGGGCCAUCUCACAGGCAUCCCAGCCUGGGGAGGGGAGCUGGGCGGCACCUGAGGAGCCAGCACCAGACUACAACUACUACCAGCAAGACGAGGCCUACUGCGGCCCAAGCAAUGAGGCCGCGCUCUAUGGCCACGGUGGCUACCUGAAGGGUGCCCCCAAGGCCUUGGGUGUGCCGAACACCAAGGGAGACCCCGCCGCAGCAGGCACCGAGCCUACCCUGGACCCCUGCGUACCUGGUGUUGAUGCCGUGCCUCUGAUCCAGGCCUUUCCCCGGGCCCAAACCAAUGCCAUGCCUGGCAUGUAUCAGCAGCCGGGGGCCGAGGGGCCCAGUGCCCCAGGAAUGGUGCCCAACGCCCAGGCCCAGCCCUAUACCAUCGUGUCCCCUGCUGUUUUGAAAGCUGAGCUGCUCAGCCCAGCCCAGCCCAGUUCAGCCCCACCACCCACUACCAGUCCGGCCGCCCAGGACUCCUACGGCCAGUACCCCAUCCCCGACGUCUCCACCUACCAAUACGACGAGACAUCGGGCUACUACUACGACCCUCAGACGGGACUCUACUACGAUCCCAACUCUCAGUAUUACUACAACUCCCAGAGCCAGCAGUACCUUUACUGGGAUGGAGAGCGGCGCACCUACGUCCCCGCCCUGGAGCAGGUGACUGAUGGGCACAAGGAGACGGGGCCGAGCCUGAAGGAAGGCAAAGAGAAGAAGGAAAAGCACAAGACCAAGACGGCCCAGCAGAUAGCCAAGGACAUGGAGCGCUGGGCCCGGAGCCUCAACAAACAGAAGGAGAACUUCAAAAACAGCUUCCAACCAAUCAGCUCCCUGCGGGAGGACGAGCGCCGGGAGUCGGCCACAGCUGACGCUGGCUAUGCCAUUCUGGAAAAGAAGGGGACGCUGGCUGAGAGACAGCACACCACCAUGGACCUGCCGAAGCUGACGAGUGACGAGCGCCUGAGUCCACCCCGGGGACUGGUGGCUGCCUACAGCGGUGAGAGUGACAGUGAGGAGGAGCCUGAGCGGAGCGCGGAGAGGGAGGAGAGGCUGACCGACUGGCAGAAGCUGGCUUGCCUUCUCUGCCGACGCCAGUUCCCUAGCAAGGAGGCCCUGAUUCGCCACCAGCAGCUUUCUGGGUUGCACAAACAAAACCUAGAGAUCCACCGGCGGGCUCACUUGUCUGAGAAUGAGCUGGAAGCCCUGGAGAAGAGCGACAUGGAGAUGAAGUACAGGGACCGGGCAGCAGAGCGUCGGGAGAAGUACGGCAUCCCGGAGCCCCCGGAGCCCAAAAAGAGGAAAUCUGGGGCCGUGACAGCCGCCACCGUGGACUUCGAACAGCCCACCCGAGAUGGGCUGGGCAGCGACAACAUCGGCAGCCGCAUGCUGCAGGCCAUGGGCUGGAAGGAGGGCAGCGGGCUGGGCCGCAAGAAGCAAGGCAUCAUCACUCCCAUCGAGAAUGUCGUCAUCCCUUCCGGCACCGGACGCACCGAUCGCCCCCACUGACCCGACAAGGAUUCUGCACCCCGUGGCUGGGAGGAGGGGACAGGGUAAGACGAGAGGGAAGAGCCAAGGCCGAAAAGGCCUGAACGAACUGGGGGCAGGUCCGAUCAGUCCACGAGCAUUUAUUAAGCAGUUACUGUGCGCGAGGUACCGUGUUUGCCAAAGCACUGAAAACGCAAAGAAAAAUCCGACAGAAAUUCAUUGGGGACCUGGUUCUGCUAGAACUGACGAGAAGCCCACAGGGCCAGAGGCACUCCUCAAUGGCUAAAGCCCAUCCACUGAUGGCGCAGUCACGCCACGAUUGACGUCAGCUUGAUCUCAAGCACCUGUUCCCAAAUUGUAGAAAAGGCCUUUUGGGAGCAUUAAACCCAGACCGUCCUCUGGAACCUCCAAGGCACGGGACGAGCUGCUUUCUCUAGCACUUUUGAGGGUUCCAGAGCACUGAAGAGAGAUUGUCUCACUGAGUUCUAGCAGCAGCCCCAGGAGGGCCGCAUUGAGGUCCUCCAUUGUGAUGUUUCAAAAUGGCCGAUCUCAGUUGUCACCUAGGCCGACCUGCGGUGGCGAACCUCUCGGUAUCUCGUUCGGCAAACCCUGUCCUUGGCUCUCCUCGAGACCUCCGAUUGCUCCCUGCCUCGAUAUUUAACCAGGCCAUCACCUCGCAUCCCAGCAUCCCUGGCUGCAUUCCCUUCCUCAUCUCGACCCCUCGGUCAGCCGCUUUAACUCAACGCUGUCCUCUCGAAUCCCUUGCCACCUUAUUCUAGCUCUGAGCUUGCCCUGCCAGGCCUCAGCCUUAGACGAUCGCCCUCGUGUGUUGCCUUUGUCCACGCUCACCAUUGAAACAAACCAUACUGCACUACAAGUUUAUAAUGGUGUCGAUCUCAAUCGGGAUCCCACUGUGGCAAGGCUGUCCUUUUCUAUCUCGAUUCGCUAUCUACACCGCAGCAGCACUUGUGAACCAUUUUAUUCCCUAUCAGCUGAGAGUCCGGCCAUUCAGUGAGAGUUCCCUUUUCUCCCUUCCUUAUCUCAAGUCGUUCACAUUCUUUCCCCAACUAAUCCCAACUCAUGUGAAGAGCUGACCCUGCCAGGCCAGGCUCUCAACAUGGAGAAGGGAUCCCGUUCUUCCUGGCUUUCCCAGCAGAUUUCCCCGCCCCCAUCAUCCCUGCUCUCACUAAUCUGCAGUCUGCCACUCUACUGGCUGCUUUCCUCCUGCCUCCUCUGCUGGAUCUUCAUCCAGGUUGCAUCUUCCUGAGGCUCUGUCUUAGGCACGCUUCUCCUUCUAUUCUGUUUCCUUGAAUGAUCUCUUUAGUUUUAAACUUUUUCAAUAAUUUCUGAUGAUGGGCCAUCAGGCCUGUCAAUGGCCACUCAUUUCCAGCAUGUCACAAAUUGGAUUAAGUCGGGUCCAAUUGCUGACACUGCUAAUGAAAGGCUGGGCCCCGCCUCUUGAGUGGGCUCCCUUACUGCUACUAUCCCAGGGGCUGAUCAUCUUAGCCCUGAGCCUCAAUGACUUCCCACGUGGGAGGUCACCUCUUCCCUUGAGACUGAUCCCUGACUGCCGAAGAUUCCCAGAUUGAGCCAGUCCUAACCCUCUUGACCUCCACUCUCACAUCUCCAGCUGGACAUCCUGUAGAGCAGCAUUGUCAAAGACAGAUAGAAACUGAUCCCUACGAGCCACCCGUUGACUUAGAAAACCACAAAAUACCAGAACAUAUUUUUAUUUAUUUUGUUAAACAUUUCCCAGUUCCAUUCUAAUCUGCUCUGGGCUGCACUUGGAAGUUUGGUGGCACAGAGCCAAGCUUGUUAUCGCUGCUGAAGGCAGCUGAAACUCAGCAUGUUCAAAACUGAACUUACUCGCUUGCCUCCCUUCCAGACUUCUCUGUCACCAUCAACAUCAUCACCGUGCUCAUCACUCAGACUUAAAACCCGGGUCACCUGCAGCUCUUCCCUCUUCCCCGCCAAUGGCCAAUUAGUGAUAAAGUACUGUCGUUUCCCUCUUGGCAGCAUCCCUUCUCUCCUCUGAUGCUAUAGACUGUUGGAAUAGCUUGCUUCUUCCUGCCUCAACUUGUCACUCAUUCCAUCUUCCGCUCAUCUGUCAAAUCCUUCCCAGAGUACAAGUCAGAACUUUUCAUCUGAUUAGUCGCCACCAAGGACUCUCUUCUUACCUCCAGGGUCAAUUAGCGAUUCCUCUGUGUAACUUAUAAAGUCUUCUGUAGCCUGGCCCCUUUCUGCUCUGUAGACUUAGGUGGAACCAACAGACUCCCGAUAGACACUGACUAUAGGCAUGAGAACAUCAUAACCCUUGAAAAUGCCCAGUAGUAACACCAGAAGAGGAUCCUCCCUUUCCAGUCUCCUCACACCUGACUCCCCCAUCCCCACCACAUAUUCUCUGUCUGAAGUUGUCGGGCUUUUGUUUUUCUGGCUCCCUCCUCACCUCCACCUGGCUUUCCUGGCUUCCCUUAAGUCCCAGCCAAAGUUCCAUCUUCUAUAGGAGGCCUUGCCUGAUCCCUCUUCAUUCCAGUGCCUUCCUUCUGCUGAGCAGCUCCAAUGUAACACGUAGAGAUGUUGUGUGGAUCUAGAGUUUGCAUGUCAUUAGCCACAUUUGACCGAGCUCCUUGGAAGCAGGGUCUGGUUUGGCCUUUCUUUGUAUCUCCAUCCCUUAGGACAGUCCCUGGCACCGAGUAGGUACUUAAUAAAUACUUUGUGACUUUCUUAAGCACCUAGAGGGCCUACACGAUACACUUGAGGCUAAGUCUAUACACAUUCACUGCCCGAGUCUCAGUGUAGGACUGAGACGCCCAGCUGUCAUCCCUUGCUCCCGGUCCUUUUUCUGACCAUAUGUGGUGAGAUCUCAGUCUCAAAUGUCGGCCUCAAAGGGGACUUGGAAAUUAUAACGCAUUAGCUUUUUGUUGGCCACCGUUAUUGCUGUUAACUGAUCUCGAGUGCGCAUUCCACUGAGAGUCUACUCCUGCCGCCUCUUGUACUCGAUGAAGAUUUGACACUCAAAUGUACCAUUUUUUUGUCCCUAUUAAAUUUCAUUUUCUUA
Antechinus flavipes (yellow-footed antechinus) is the source of this 5984-nucleotide messenger RNA. It is a transcript of the gene RBM10, whose product is annotated as RNA binding motif protein 10. Bases 242 to 2947 code for a protein of 901 amino acids. Gene Ontology annotation, molecular function: RNA binding. Gene Ontology annotation, biological process: mRNA splicing, via spliceosome. The transcript has 24 exons. Gene Ontology annotation, cellular component: nucleus. NCBI's taxonomy places the organism in Eukaryota, Metazoa, Chordata, Mammalia, Dasyuromorphia, Dasyuridae. The record is from RefSeq and is a predicted model, not a curated record.